Molecule: messenger RNA, 1696 nt
Organism: Athalia rosae (coleseed sawfly)
Lineage: Eukaryota; Metazoa; Arthropoda; Insecta; Hymenoptera; Athaliidae
Exons: 1
Coding region: 842-1696 (284 amino acids)
Source: RefSeq, a predicted model, not a curated record
CACAUAUGCUUCUGUCAGCUAUCCUAACAUAGGUGCGCAUGUACACACACAUACAUAUUACAUACACACACAUACACAUUACAUUCUCACACAUAUACUUGCAAACACCAAACAUGAUUGUAUAUACUCACUUUGGUCAAGCUUUUCAAAUUGUAAAUAAUUUCUAUUUUCCUGUACAUUUCUAUUAUUUUCGCUAGGUCUUGAAUUUUCACUAUUUCGCUACCCGUUCCCGGUUUCCUUCUCUGGUACCUGGACUGGGGACCGGCGACCCGCAGGCCCGCGAGGGCAAUAUAAAAUCUGGCAGCCAGAAGUCGCGGCUUCCAACGCAGUCGCUGGGACUUUUCUAUACUCCUUUUGUUUCCGUCACUUUUACUAGCUUUUGCACGUACCCAGCUCUCUCCUUAGUUUUUAGGCAUUCUUUUCCCCGGCCAUGUGUUCUAGAGUAUGUACCUAGCCGGCGCCCAAAUCCUAGCCUAGCAAGACAGGCAGUGAGUCUCACCCUCUUGACCGAAGAACACGCGCAUCUCACCAGCACUGAUUCCAAUAAAGAACAUAUUUUAUUUAAACUUACUACAAGCGCAAAACUCAUUCUGUUCCAUACACUCCACCCACAAAUUGGUGACCCCGACGUGAUGUCAACCGCAAUCGUGAGUGAGCUGUGGAGUGAAUAUUGAGUGACUCACGGAAUUUUGAACAAUAUCUUUGAUUUUUUUUUUCGCAUACAGUAAGUGCAGUCGGUGCGCGCAAAUUACCGAACAUCAACUCUCAUUCGCUAGUGCAACACGCGUAGUGCAGUGAUUCUUGUAUAAAUACUAAAUAGAACAAUAAUCCGCGUUUAACGAUGGCAAACGGAAACGUCACCGACGCGAAUGGUUUCGUAGACGCGCUCGAGAACGCACUCUCGAUCAACCGAGUAGCAGUAAGGAUUCCACCAUUCAACGCUACGGAUCCAGAGCUAUGGUUUUCCAUGGUGGAGACCAGUUUCGGAGCAGCAGGCGUAACAACGGACAGCACCAAGUUCGGGUACGUCGUAGGCGCGAUGGAUCCGAAAUUUGCUCAAGAGGUGCGUGAGAUCAUCGUCAACCCUCCGCCUCACAACGCGUACACUACGCUCAAGACAGAGCUCAUCAAGAGGCUCAGCUCGACACAGGAGCAGAAAACUCGACGGCUGCUGGAGAGCGAGGAUAUCGGGGAUAGGAAGCCAUCCCAAUUCCUUCGACACCUACGCUCUUUGGCAGGGACCGCGGAACCUGAUAGCGUACUUCGACCCUUAUGGCUAGGACGGCUGCCUGUUAACAUGCAGGUGAUCCUCGCGACACAGCGUGACGCUGAGCUGGACAAAGCAGCGGAACUCGCGGAUGCGGUCGCGGAAACGUCUAACCCGCGCGUGAGUAUCUCGGAGGCAGCGGUAACUUCGCCGACAAAUACGAUUGUGGAACAGAUGCAGCAAAUGAUGCAGAUGUUCCAACAACAGAUCGUGAACCUGCGGCUCGACAUUUCCGAAUUAAAAACAUCGUCCGGUGGAAGCAUAAACAGGCGAGAACAACGCACGCGGUGGCGCUCGCGUUCACGUUCACAAUCCCGCGGUCACGGGAGAAACGGACUAUGUUGGUACCAUUGGAGGUACAGUGCCGACGCAAAGAAGUGUGAACAACCGUGCAACUUUACCUCGGGAAACGCGGGGGGCAGUCGUUAA